AUGGACACCAAAGACCUUCCCGCCACAUCGCGCACCUGGUUCGUCAAGGCGCUCCCCACAGGCCCGCUGAUCCCAAAUGAGCACUACGAGCUGCGGACCGUGCCACUGAUCGCGCCAACAGCGGGGCAGAUCCUCGUCAAGAUCACGUUCGUCCCCUCCCACCCUCCUCCCCUCCCUCUCCCAGCUGACCAGAAAACCGGUAGCCACAUCGCCGUCGACCCGACGAACAUAAACUACAUCAGCGCGUCGCCGGCUUUAGCCGGUGAGCGCCUAUACAUCGCACAGAGGCUCGUAGGCGAGUCCGUACUCGCCGGCGCCGCGGGAGUAGUGGUCGCCUCGUGCCACGACGGCUUUGCCGUUGGCGACCGCGUGGGCGGCACGUGGGGGUGGAGCGAACACGUCCUGCUCGAUGUGGGGAAGAUGAAAUUGCCGUGGGCGGAGCCGACGAGGAUUCCGCAAGAUGUGGAUACCGAGGCGUGGUUAACGCUUGGGUUGCCGGCGAUGACGGCGUACUUCGCGCUCAUGAAGCUGGCGGGCGCGACGGCGGAGAAUUGUAGGACCAUGGUUGUGUCUGCGGCGGCGGGGGCGACGGGGUCGACCGUCGUGCAGCUGGCCAAGAACGUUCUCGGCAUCGAGAGGGUUAUUGCGCUUGCCGGCAGCGACGAGAAGUGCCGCUUCUGUCGCGAGGUGUUGAAGGCCGAUGUUGCGCUUAACUAUAAGGACCCCGAUUUUAAGGCACAAUUCGUUGCCGCGACGCCGGAUUAUGUGGAUAUUUACUACGACAACGUGGGCCCGCCGAUCCUGCCGCUGGCGAUCUCGCGGAUCGCGUACAAGGGCAAGGUGGUGGUGUGCGGGGCCAUCGCGGCGUACCAGAGCGCCACCGACAUCGCGGCGAUCCCGAUGUCGUCGUACAUGACGAUCUGCUACCAGCAGGUGGCGGUGCUGGGGUUCAUCUUCACCGCCUGGGUCGAACACAUCCCCGAGGCGGCAAGGAUGCUCACCGAGUAUGCUAUGGCGGGGAAGAUUGUUCCCGUCAAGCAUGUCGUCGAUACGACGAUUGAGGAGGCUCAUAUGGGACUUAAUAUACUGUUCGCGGGACAGAAUCUGGGGAGGCUGAUUUUGAGGCUGGCGGAAAAGAAGGAUUGA
Tricharina praecox is the source of this 1146-nucleotide messenger RNA. RefSeq lists its product as uncharacterized. Gene Ontology annotation, molecular function: oxidoreductase activity, acting on the CH-CH group of donors, NAD or NADP as acceptor. The coding region runs from base 1 to 1146 and encodes 381 amino acids. The transcript is spliced from 3 exons. The record is from RefSeq and is a predicted model, not a curated record. NCBI's taxonomy places the organism in Eukaryota, Fungi, Ascomycota, Pezizomycetes, Pezizales, Pyronemataceae.